AUGGACGAUCAGAAACAGUUAUUUGUGUUCGCACAGCCACUGCCUGGCAAUGAUCAGUCACUACUGGAAAGAGUGAAAACGGCAGCAAGUUCACGAAAUCGUUAUGGUGCAGUCACGACGUAUGCCCUUUCUGAGAUCGAAGCCAGCAAUAUCAUUCAAAUGGUUGUCGGGCCGAGCCAUAUUGCCUUUCUUUUUAAGAACGGUCGAGUGGCGCGUUUGGGGUAUCAUUUAACGGUGAAUAAGGAUGAAUCGGGGGCUGGGACAGGAGGUGGGGGAGGGUCAUCAGGAACCGAUGAUAAGUCAUCAUCUGGAAGUGGUGCUGUUGGAUUGGGUGCAGCAGCGAAUUCAAGCGGAACUUCGACAGCGGGGAGUGAGUCGGCGACGAAUACAUCAAGCGCGAAUUCAGCUUUGAAUCGUACUGCGAAGAUACGACGUGUGAUGUUAACGUCAAGACGGUCAGCAACACUCGGCGAAAGGGCUGGUGUCAUAGUGGAUCGUACACGACCAUUGGUACCGCUCAGCGCCAUUCCUGAGGAUCUGAUUGCUCAAGCACAGGUUGUGCUGCAAGGUAAAUCACGCGAUGUGAUCGUACGCGAGCUGCAACGGACCAAUCUGAAUGUAAACGAAGCUGUGAACAAUUUGUUGAGUAGAGAUGACGAGGACGGUGACGAGAUGGACGAAGGUUCAGAGUCGUAUUUACCAGAGGAGUUGUUGUCUUUGUUAGAUGCAGGCUUGAGAUCAGAUGUUCGAGGAACGGCAGUGAUUGACCACGAUGCUUUUUAUGCAGCCACUGGCAAUGGCUUCGAUUAUGUCGUAGCCAGGGAUAUUGCCAGGCGCAAGGCCGAUCGAGGAGAAAAGAAAAACGAUAAAUCGAAGGAACCAACAUCGGAUGGUACGAAUGCAGUGAUUAAAGUCUAUGAUCGAUUGCAGUAUUGGAAUGAUGACGACGAUAAAUUGCCAUAUGGCGUCACAAAAUUCACGAAGAUAGUGUCAAUGCACAGUGAAUUGAUAGCAUUGGCUGAUGAUGGUUUCAUUUAUGGAUGGUCGUGGAAGAGUAGCAAUGGUACAGUAGCACAACAUCCUUUCGCUAAAGCCAUCUUAGCGAACGGCUUUAACGGAGAGAAGAUCGUGGAUAUAGUGACGUGUGCGUAUCGAGCGUGCAUCCUAACAUCAGCGAAUCGAGUGGCAUCAUUCAUGGAUGCAGGUGCAUGUGGCAAACGUGUAUCCAAACUGCUGAUGAUGCCGUUGAGUGACGUGCCUGAUGGUGAGAAGGCUGUCGCUUUGUACGCUUGUCCAAUGUUCUCGUUGGUCAGAACACUCAACAACAACUUUUAUUGGUGGGGCAUUUAUCCAUUCAACGAACGACGCAAACUCUGGGAGCGAGUUCGGUCACGUUCGAGACGUCAUGUGACAUUCGACGUGAGUGAAAUCACUGAGGGAUGCGAAGUACGAACCAAGUCUCAUCCCAUUUAUAUGGCUGGAUCGAUUGCGAUUAGCUUUGUCUCUGGAGUACCGAUGAUCGGGACGUUGAUGGAAUCAGCAUGGACAUUAGCGGAACUGUGCAGGUUUCGAGUGCAAACACCAUCACAAUACGACGAAUCAAGUACACGAGAAAAGCAUUCAGGUGAUGACCAACAGAAUGAGAGCGAAGCUAGACAAGCCUUCAGCUCGGCGUCGUGCUCGUCUCAUAAGAAGAGCAUUCUGAAUCAGAAUGGAAAACGACCGCGUGAAGAGAGUGUAACGCCGACGUUUCGUGAAACGGCUUGGGCGUUGAACGACGUAAUUUUCAUUCACGAAGAAAACUCGCAAGACACGGCCAUCGUUAAGAUUGUGGAUGGUGCGUACUGCGGAAUCGUUUAUAAAUCGGCGAGCGAUGCGAAUUCGAAGCUGGAUGCUGGAGGCACUAAUCAGCUCGUUGAACUGGCCAAGAUUCGACUGAUGCGUAAAGAUGACCUCGUCAUUGUGUCACCCAGCAAUCGCACGUCACGAUCACCCGAUAACUUCCAGAUGCACUUAACUAAAAUACAACUGCCAAAUUGGCUAUCGGCGCGCAAGUUGCAUUCGGUCACUGUUGAUAAUACUGGAGUGCGGAUGCUCGUCGAGAAGCGUGGUCGUAUGCAUCUAAUCCGAGUGAGUGUAUUUGGCAAACUUCUCACCGAUCACCUCCUUCCCAUGAACUCAGUAGCGUUGAGUGGCGUACCGCAAUUAACACCGCAGUUGAUUAAUUAUGGUGAUGAAUCAUUAACCGUGAUUCGUGAUGGGAAUGGUUCGAUAAUACCGAUGUGUCGUGAUGCUGUCGGUGGCUUUAGAGAACCGGUUUAUCUCGGGUUUGCAUCGAUUCGACAUUCAGCGAUCGGGUUGAGGCCAAUUGAGCAAGGUAGUGACGCGACUAGUUUCGGAAUGAGCACUCCAUCGAACGCUGCCACUGGAUCAUCACGACAAAGCAACCGCACAGCAAUCAUCGCCGCACUGAUAGCGCCAUCACCGACAUCCGUUCACCCAGCCAUACCAUCUUUAAUACAAACAAUCCUUUAUUGCGAUUCAAAGGCUGUCGAGUGUGUUCUGGAUGCUUUGAGAAAGGAAUCUGUAGACGUGAUAAUGUCGGAGGUUGUAUAUGCACGAUGUGAUGGCAAUCGCAAUGUAAUACAUACAGCUGUAAUGAAUGCGUUCUCGUUGACGAAUCGAGAUGAUGAAGACACAGAUGAUGCGUCUACACAACAACAAGUGGAAAUGAAUGCAGCCGAGCAAACUCGCGCAUCGUACGACCAACGUUGGCAACGCAUUCUUAGGAGACGUGGCACUGAGUCGAGCAAUGAACAGUUAUUACUGCGUGAACUGAUGAAUCCGAUUCGCAGAUCAGGACAUGAAGUGAGCAGUGUUGAGGAUGUGCUCGCCGAUAUCGCCAAGAGUUUCGAGGACAGCAAGAAGCAACCACCGCUGUUUUUUGAUGAUAAUUCGAUGCCAAUCCUCGCCACACCAGUGUCCGAACCGAAACAACGACAGACAAAUGCAAUCGAGAUCGUGAAAACACUCUGUCGACAUCCAACUACCGUCACCUAUUUGCAUGAUUUACUCACAACGAAAGAUAUUCAUGGUCAUACACCAUUCAUGUGUGCGAUCAACGUGCGAGCUUAUUCGGCUGCUUACUUCAUCUGGACGGCUAUCGAGAAUCUGCACAAGGAAGUGUUAACGACAACGACACUACAAAGUGGUAAGAAAGCGGUCAACGCAGACUCAAUAAUCAAUGCAACAGUAUUCCCAGUAGGGAGUAAACCCGAUGAUUCACCACUUUUCGUGUUGUGUGAUAUAUUCGAAUGUAAGACGUGUGGCUUGAUUGGAACGCUGUGUUGUUGUACGGAGUGUGCAUUCACGUGUCAUCGAAAUCACGAUUGCAAAUUGAAACGCACCUCGCCGACAGCUUAUUGUGACUGCUGGGAGAAGUGUUCGUGUAAGGCAUUGGUAGUUGGGAAUAGAGCGCGCAGGGAGAAGUUGUUGGAGACGUUGCUGCACGGCACUGACCUGAUUAAUCAGGUUAACGCACGUGGUGAACAUUUGAUGUUGUUCUUGGCGAGAACUGUCGGACGGCAGCUUGUCGAACAAGAGCAUUAUCAACGAAGAGGGAAUUCGAAUAAACCGAAAACACAACCUUCAUCAGAUGGAGUUACUCCUGAACACGACUUGGAACCACCGAAAUUUGCACGGACAGCAUUCAUGAAGUUGUUAACAGAUUGGCGAUCGGUUAAGAGUGUUAUCAUGAUCGGUGUGAAGAAACAACAGAAAGAUACGUUGAUGCUCGAAGAAGUUUAUCAGCUCAAUCAGCAAAGUGGAACGUCGCACCUCGAUAAAUUCGUCUUUACUUUACUCGCCAAAUGCACCGAAUCGCACAUCGAUUCGCUGCUGAAUACGCUGAUCACAGAGUCGAAUAAGAAAGACAGUGACGAGGAGAAACGUGAUCCAGAUGUUGAUUUCAUAAUAGCACGCUUCAUUCGAUCUGUUAUCAGGUUGUUCGCGAUUCUGACACUCCUCUCGCCCGUAGCUGCUGGAGUGGCAGCAGCAGCCACUUCGGGUACAGUGUUCGCACCGAUCAUCAAUAAUGGUGCACCGCAAAGACGAUCGCUUGCGUCUGGUUUUCAUGCUGUCAGUUUCUCGGGAUUGUUAUCGUUGGUACGCACAAGCAGUGGACGUGAUAGCUCGGCGGUUAAGCAAGCCAAGAAGAAGAGUGUAACAAAUUUUGUGCUGAAAUGUCGUCGUGUAUUCCAAACACUGAUCUGUUACUCGAUAAACGAAUUGUGCAAUAUGGCUGAUGCGUUGAUAGCUCCGGUGAGACGAGGCAUUUUGAAACCGACAGCAUUGGUACAACAAACGAAUAGCAGUGUAGAUUGUUUAGAGAUGAUAGAGCAUUAUUUGGCCGGAGAGGUGGAUCUGUCAUCGUUGAGCACAUCUCGUUUCGAUGAUUUCACUUCCAGUAAACCUGCAUCCAAGAGGAGACGGCAGAGUAGUCGUCGAGACACAGACAGACAAGUCGAUGACGAAUCGCAUAGCAGUACAACAGCAUCAACUGGUGGAGGGACGUUAAGCGCACUGAUCAACGUUGUGGACAGUGAUAAUUCGAGUGAUUACGAAAGUGAUGAUGUGGCAUCAGCUAGACACCCGGUUAGUCAAGGGUCAUCGGUGGAUGCAGUUGAUGAUGAACAACGUCCGAAAAGAUAUCGUGGUGAUUACGAGGAUGAGGAACUGUUGAGUAUGUCGGGAGAUGAAGAUGAGGAUGAGGGUGAGGAUGGAGGAGAUGAUGAUGACGAAUCGAUGGAUGACUCGGUUAGUACCCCUCCCGAGAGAGGGGACGACGAGAAUGAGGAUGGCGAGGAGACUGAUGGUGAUGCUGCUCGAGAUGGUAUGGGUUCGGGUCGUGCGGAAAGGGAUCGGGACGACGAUGAAGAGGAGGAUAUUUUUAAUGUGGCCGACGAGGAGGAGCGUGAAGAGGACGGCGAAGAGGCGGACGGUGAUGCAGAACGACAGCCCGAUGCAUUCUCAGCGAGUAAUCAAGAUCCUUAUGCAUUCCGAGUGUCAACUCGAAGUCAACGUCGUAACAGCCGAUCCGCGUCCAGGAGCAGCAAUGUGACAAUGUCGAAUGCUCCCUCGAACGCGAAUGAGCCGUCAAGCAACAACGAGCGUGAUAAUUCGUUAAGUAACACUGAUACUGCCAAUGGUUCAUCUCGUACAAGAGGUGAGGGCAGCAGCGAUACGUCUGGUCACGAUUCUGCAACUGAUGUUGCUAGAAGUGAUGCUACUACUGGCAGUAAUAAUAAUAACGAAGCAAAUACGGAUAGAAGUGCAGAGGUGAGUGAGGAUGAUCGAGGGUCCGGUGAUGGGGAUACUUCGAGACAAUCGGCAAUGCGCGUUUUGUUCACGACUGAUUCGGGAGGUGAUAGCGGUACAACGCGAUCGCGUGCUGCAAGUCGCAGGGCUGCUAUGAGGAGAAAUGCAACCUUGGAAGAUAUACACAUUGCUGCCCCACCAACUCCACCAUCUGAGCGUGAUGCGUCUUCAGCGAGAACAUCUGGUGUUACUAGUGGUCGCAAUAACACACUUCCAUUAACAUGGGCAAUGCGACGAAUUUCGUCUUCGAAUGGUGGUUCGUCGAGAAAUCUUGAAUCUUCUUCGAUAAACCGAGAUUCUGCAGCAGAUAGGGAUCGUAACGGAGAUAAUUUGAAUGAAAAUGAUCAUCACCGUCGUUUCGUUAAUUCAAAUUCGCCCUCAAACGGUCGCAGUAAUACGAACAACAGCUCGGCAGCAGCAGCAUCUUCACAACAUUUAGGUGACGCAAUCAAUGGUGAAGAUGAUUGUCAGAGUUCUGUCAACAAAACGAGUCAGCAGUUGGCUAUGUCAUUUUCAAUCAUCACAAGAUUGGUGGUUGAUCUGAUGCCAUUACUAGUUGAUUAUCGCGAGUAUUCGAAGAGUUCGUAUUCCCACAUACCGAAAAUGCUGGAACUGAACGAUGUGAUUGUGGCUGCACUGAGACAUGAAAUCGGUGAGCGUUUUAAUGCGACGUGGCGUUGGAUGGAAUCGGUUUUGGACCGUACAGAAGCGCAGCUGAGAUUCGGUAAUGCUCUGAUGUGGUCACCGGCCGGCGCUAUGAUCGUGAACGAUGAUCGGAAGUCGUCAUCAUCGCGCAAAGAUGACGUGAGAAGACGUGCUCCUGCCAUUUACUCUGCAGCGUUACGAGCCGAUUACACGACAGCUAGACAGCUACCGAGAGGAGAGUCGUCAAGCAAAAAAUCCGAUGAAGAGAGUUAUCAGAUGGUGGCACGAUCCGAUUUGUUUGGCUAUAUUUUGGCACUGAUGCGCUCGAAUGCAGCUGAGAACGGAGAUGACGUACCGAUCAUCGAAUUUAAUGCACUGAAGGCAUUGGCUUUCGUUGCUGAUGCUUAUUUAUCGUUCGUUGAUAUGAUCGAGAAGGUGGAUUUCACCCUCGAACAAAUGCAUUCUGACGAUGGUGAUGCAUCUGCGAGCAGUAACCAGACUGUUGACAUGUUCGAGGACCAGCCCAUGGCAUGCUUUAUUUUGCUUUUUGAUUGGUACAGUUGGAAAGCAGUUUUUCGAGAAUGUGAGCCUACCACAAGCGCAUCACCGAAAGCAGAACGUCACUUCUUCCAGCGCUCGAAUUCGUUACUGUAUCCUGGAAUAACUGCGGCUCGGAAUCAUCAUGCGUUCGAACACAAAUGCUCGGAUUGUUUGACACUCGCCGAACAACCUCAGCUCCUGAGAGCGGGUCUAGAGAAAGAACACAUGUUCGGCUUGCCUGUAGAACAGCGAUCUGCUCAAGAUCAUGAGCGUUGUGCACGUGAGCAUGGUGUUGAACACCCGGCACAUCAAGGCCUUGCAGCGCCAUGGUCAUCUUUCAAGGAACUUAUGCCAUCACAAACUCAAAGCGGUUCAAUGGGAAGUCGAGAAGCAGCAACCGCGUCGACAGCUGCAGUUCCAGGUCGACCGAAUGUAAUCGUGCAUUCGAAGAGUAUUGGUGCAGGCGAGACUUCGUCAUCUGCAGUUGUCCCUCCAAAAGCACGUCGCAGAACUUCGUCAUCAGCGGCACAAGCACGAACAACCGCACCUACCCAGUCACAUUCACAACCCCAACCACCCUAUGGAUUUACAGGAAUCAAAUUGGAGAGUUUGAUGAGCGCGUUACAUGAGCGAAAUCAAAGUCAACUGCAUAAGUCUCUGGCUAGGUGGAAACAUACACUGAGUCUUAUGGCUAAGGCGUAUUAUAAGCAGUUGUUGGGUGGUUGUGGAGAUGAGUCAUCGGCAUCGAUUCUGCUCACUGAAAUGGUCGGAUUCUCGAUUCGAGAGGCACAAUUUCGUAAAAGAAUGGAGAAAUUCAAGGCCGCACAAACAAAGGAUCUUAUCUUUGAGGUAGAACGUGACAAGCAUGAAUUGGUGGCACAAACAAUCCGUCAGUUGAAUAUGCACUAUACACGACGCACUGCCAAUUCAGCAGCAGCCAGUAGUCAAACGCAGUCGACAGGUUCUGCUGGAGGUAGUGGCAUUGUUGGUCGUGGUGGUGUACGUUUGCUGUCCUUCUGGAAUGGCUUGUCGACGACUCAGAGCUCGGCUGGAAAUGCAGAUGUGAACAACAAUCCGCCGUUGGCAUGCCACAAGGUGAAAGUGACGUUCAAAGAUGAGCCGGGUGAAGGAAGCGGAGUGGCACGAAGUUUUUACUCGGCGGUGGCAGAUGCCUUCUUAACAAUGCAAACACUUCCCGAUGAACACCAUGUUCUCACGGCUUUUGGUGCUCCUUCUUCAUCAGACAACACGCCGCAAUCAAAUAAUCGUGGACCGUGGACAAGAAGUGGCAUUCGUGAACGGAGUGCGGUUCUGUUGGGAAAUCUGAGCAUUUCUGGUAGACGGCGUGGUCGUUACAUGCUAUCGGUGAAUUCACAGCCGUACUUCUCAGCGCAACAGCCACAAUUGAAUGAAUCAGCAUCGCAUCCGGACGGAUUCGAAUUGAUCAGAUAUCCAACAGACGGAUUAGCACCGUUAACUCUUCGAGAACCUGAUCGCGAAACGCUUGGCGAGAGAUUAUUGGCUAGGGUUAGGGCGAUUAGACCGACGUUAUGUAAUAAAAUAACGGGAAUGUUACUUGACUUACAACCGCAUCAGUUGAUAACGAUAUUGGCGAGUGAAGACUUAUUGAGAGGUCAUGUUGACGAGGCAGCUGAUAUGCUGCUGGCAGCAGGUCUUGGUAAUAACAGUCGAUCGGGUGAUACAAACACGACUUCCGGGCUCGGACUGAAUCUGGAGCAUUCCGCUGAUGUUGGUGUUGCUGAUUCGUCGAUGAACAAAGCAGCAAGUACACCAAACCUGCAAGGAAUGAGCACAACAACAGGUCCGGAUGAUGACACAUUACCGUUGUUCUAUCGUGCAAGUAAAUGUGGCUAUUACACACCGAUCGCUGGCAAGAACACUGCUCAUCGUUUGAAUGCAUUCCGCAAUGUUGGCAGGAUGAUUGGGAUUUGCUUAUUACAAAUGGAAAUCUUCCCACUGCACGUUUGUCGUCACGUGUUGAAGUUCGUUUUGGGACGACCGAUAAAUUGGUUCGAUUUGGCAUUCUAUGAUCCGAUUUUGUUUGAAUCGAUGCGAACGUUGGUGUUUAACGAGGGUGCUUUUACGAGACCAGAUCAAAUCAACGAUUUAAUGCUCAAUUUCGAAGUGGCAUUACCUAUCGAAGAGGGUGGUGGAGUGGUGGAGUUGGUGCGUGGUGGAUCACAGAUAGCAGUGACACACGAGAAUGUGGUCGAGUACAUAUAUCGUUUUGUCGAGAUGAGACUUCUUGGAAAUCAUCUCAAAGCUCUUGAGGCAAUCAAACAAGGUGUGUACGAUGUUAUUCCAUUUGGAUCUCUGACAAAUAUGACGUCUGAAGACUUGCGAUUGUUACUUUGUGGCACACAGGAGGUGUCGAUGACAUUGAUGCAAAGUUAUACGUCGUUCACGGACGAAAGUUCGGCAGCGCCUGAUGUGUUGCAGCGUUUUAAAGGAUGGUUCUGGUCUGUGUGCGGUAAAUUGAAUAGCCAAGAGAAACAGGAUCUGGUGUUCUUCUGGACGGGGUCACCGUCUUUACCAUCCAGUGAAGAAGGAUUCCAACCGCUACCGACCGUUCUUGUACGCCCUGCAGAUGAUCAGCAUUUACCCACUGCGAAUACAUGUAUUUCAAGGCUCUACUUACCGCUCUAUUCGAGUAAGAAAGUGCUUCGAAGCAAGUUAUUGAUGGCCAUUAAAGCCAAGAAUUUCGGUUUUGUGUGA
Anisakis simplex (herring worm) is the source of this 9297-nucleotide messenger RNA. NCBI's taxonomy places the organism in Eukaryota, Metazoa, Nematoda, Chromadorea, Rhabditida, Anisakidae. The record is from the annotation of a GenBank genome assembly.